This is a messenger RNA of Penicillium soppii, 1407 nucleotides long. Its product is annotated as FMN-dependent alpha-hydroxy acid dehydrogenase. NCBI's taxonomy places the organism in Eukaryota, Fungi, Ascomycota, Eurotiomycetes, Eurotiales, Aspergillaceae. Gene Ontology annotation, molecular function: heme binding; oxidoreductase activity. The transcript has 4 exons. Bases 1 to 1407 code for a protein of 468 amino acids. The record is from RefSeq and is a predicted model, not a curated record.
AUGAAACUUAGCCCUCAUGAUAUCGCUCAACACAGUAAUCGCAAGUCGUGCUGGGUCGUAAUUCGUGGAGUAGUCUACGAUGUCACAGAAUUUCUUGCUAUUCAUCCGGGGGGUGCAAAAGUAAUCUUGCGAUAUGCUGGCAAAGACGCGACUAAAGCCUUUGAUUCUGUCCAUGCACCAGAGAUUCUAGGUGAACUACCUAAGACGUUACUGAGAGGCCACAUCAACCCAAAUGAAGUGCCAGUGUCAAUAGACGAGAAUAUUACGAAUCAAAAGCAGUUGGAACGAGAACAUAAUAGUCCUCCACCUCUGCGAACUUUGAUAAAUCUAUACGACUUCGAGAAAAUAGCCCAAAAAUACCUGCCGGACAAUGCAUGGGCCUAUUAUUCAUCUGGUGCGGAUGACGAGAUUAGCAAGCGAAACAACAGCCGUGCAUUUUCGAAGAUUGCAUUGCGUCCUCGUGCACUUCGCAAAAUUCCUUCAGUGAAUACUGCUACCUCUAUCUUGGGGUUUGCAUCCUCCUUGCCUGUUUAUGUCUCACCUGUGGGUAUAGCAAAGUUUGCCCAUCCAGAUGGCGAGUGUGCUCUGGCAGCUGCAGCAGGCAAAGAAGGACUAGUGCAAGUCCUGGCAAACGGAUCUAGCAUGCCGAUUGAGCGAGUGAUGAAGACUCGUAUCUCCUCAAACCAACCGAUUUUCCAACAACUAUAUAUAAACAAAGAGAUUGAACGUUCGGCUGAGACAGUUCGACGGGCUGAAAAGGCAGGCGCUGGUGCUAUUUGGAUCACUGUUGACUCACCAGUUGUUGGAAAACGAGAGAUGGAUGAACGGUUGAACUUGGCCAUCCCGGCUACUGAUAGUGACGAAGAGGGACAAGGCGUAGCUAAGAUGAUGGCUAGCUCUAUAUCGCCAUUCAUUGAUUGGGAAAUUCUUACCUGGAUCCGACAGCUUACAAACCUUCCUCUUGUUGUGAAAGGUAUACAAUGUGUCGAAGAUGCUGUGAUCGCGUAUCAACAUGGCGUAAAUGGAAUUGUACUUUCCAACCACGGGGGCCGUUCACAAGACACCGCACAACCCCCUCUUUUGACUCUUCUGGAGAUUCGAAAAUUUGCGCCUCAUCUACUGGAAAGUGACAUGCAAAUCUUCAUUGACGGCGGUAUUCGCAGAGGAACCGACGUACUCAAGGCUAUCGCACUAGGUGCGGAUGCUGUAGGAUUAGGGCGGCCCUUUCUCUUUAGCCUAUCUGCAGGAUACGGAGAAAACGGGGUACGACGAAUGUUGGCCAUUUUAAGACAGGAGAUCGAGGCGAACAUGGUAUUCCUAGGGGCCACCAAUCUGAAAGAGCUCAGACCUGAGAUGGUGAAUGCAAGUCGACUGGAAAAGGAACUCAUAGGGAAUGUGAAGUUAUAA